This is a messenger RNA of Acinonyx jubatus (cheetah), 3978 nucleotides long. It is a transcript of the gene SETD4, whose product is annotated as SET domain containing 4. The record is from RefSeq and is a predicted model, not a curated record. Gene Ontology annotation, biological process: positive regulation of transcription by RNA polymerase II; peptidyl-lysine trimethylation; peptidyl-lysine monomethylation. The coding region runs from base 255 to 1649 and encodes 464 amino acids. The transcript is spliced from 12 exons. Lineage: Eukaryota; Metazoa; Chordata; Mammalia; Carnivora; Felidae. Gene Ontology annotation, molecular function: transcription coactivator activity; histone H3K4 methyltransferase activity; protein binding.
UGUGAGCAGGGGAGAGGCGGAGAAUAAUGGAGACACAGAAUCCAAAGCAGGCUCCAGACUCUGAGCUGUCAGCACAGCCUGAUGUGGGGCUAGAACCCACAGACAGUGAGAUCAUGACCUGAGCUGAGGUCGGAUGCUUAACCAGCUGAGCCACCCAGGUACAAAGAACAGUGCUUAUCAUACAGCUGGAAAGAAAGGCGAAGAAAAAGCUUUUAUAUUAGAUUGGGCACCUGAACAGAAAGUGCAGUUUUGAUAUGAAGAUGGGAAGAGGACGAACAAGCCGGAUCAGAAGACGGAAACUCUUCAGAAGUUCUGUAUCAAGAGGAGUGAAUGAGAGCUACAAGCCUGAAUUUAUAGAGCUUAAGAAGUGGCUGAAAGAUAGAAAGUUUGAAGAUACAAACUUAAUACCUGCUUGUUUUCCAGGUACAGGAAGAGGGCUGAUGAGCAAAACAUCCUUGCAGGAGGGACAGGUGAUUAUUUCGUUGCCUGAGAGUUGCCUGCUCACCACGGACACAGUGAUUAGAAGCUACUUAGGGGCGUACAUCGCUAAAUGGCGGCCUCCCCCAUCUCCUCUGCUGGCUCUGUGUACCUUUCUGGUUUCAGAAAAGCAUGCUGGGGACCAGUCCGUCUGGAAACCUUACCUAGAGAUUUUACCAAAGGCCUACACCUGCCCCGUUUGCUUGGAGCCAGAAGUGGUGAAUCUUUUUCCCAAACCCUUGAGAGCAAAGGCCGAAGAGCAGAGAGCCCGUGUGCGAGAGUUCUUUUCUUCCUCCAGAGGCUUUUUCUCUUCCCUGCAGCCUCUGUUUUCCGAGGCCGUCGGGAGCAUCUUUAGCUACCGUGCCCUCCUGUGGGCCUGGUGUACGGUCAACACCAGGGCCGUGUAUGUGAAGCCCAGGCGGAGGCGCUGUUUUUCCGCGGAGCCAGACAGCUGUGCGCUCGCCCCGUACCUGGAUCUGCUGAACCACAGCCCCCGUGUGCAGGUAGAAGCAGCAUUUAAUGAGGAAACUCGCUGUUAUGAAAUUAGAACAGCUUCAAGCUGUAGGAAACAUGAAGAGGUGUUCAUCUGCUAUGGCCCUCAUGAUAAUCAGCGGCUGCUCCUGGAGUAUGGAUUCGUUUCCAUCCGUAAUCCUCACGCUUGUGUUUAUGUCUCAGAAGAUAUACUUGUUAAAUAUCUUCCAUCAACAGAUAAACAGAUGAACAAGAAGAUUUCCAUUUUAAAGGAUCAUGACUUUAUAGAAAAUUUGACAUUUGGAUGGGAUGGACCAUCUUGGAAGUUACUCACAGCGCUUAAGUUGUUAUGUCUGGAAGCUGAAGAAUUUACAUGCUGGAAAAAAAUACUUCUUGGAGAAAUCAUUUCAGAUACAAAUGAGAAGAGAAGUUUGGACAUAGCCCAGAAAAUAUGCCAUUAUUUCAUAGAGGAGACCAAUGCAGUGCUUCAAAAGGUUUCUCAUAUGAAAGAUGAAGAAGUGGCUUCGGUAAACCAACUAACUUUGGUAGAAACAUUGUGGACAGAAGAGCUAAAGAUUCUGCAGGCCUCUGCUCUGAUUCUAAACAGUUUGCAAACACCUUUUAGAGAGAGUGCAAGCUGGGGAGGAGUAGAGAGAGGAGACAGAGGAUCCGAAGCAGGGGCUCAAACCCACGAACUGUGAGAUCAUGACCUGAGCCCAAACCAAGAAUCGGAUGCUUAACUGACUGAGCCACCCAGGCGCCCCUUGUUUGCAUGUUCUAGUAGGCAACUUCAUCGACCUCACUGGGCAGACUGACGACAAGGAGCCAGGCAGCACCCAGGUGCGAGGAGAAAGAGGGCCUCCCCAGAGGUCCCUGUGGGCCAAGCCCUCUCCCUGUGGUUUUCAGUUUUACAGCCCCCUCCCUGUCACUGUGACACCCACAUCCCACGAAAGGCGGAGGGGCGAGAAGGGGUGAGUGAUCCUGCAAGGCAGCCUUCUCCCAUUUCAGAGAAACUCUGUCCUGGGGGUGGGGCCCUCCUUUUGAUCUCAAGGGUCCCUGUCUGGUUAUGCAGCUGUGGUGAUGGGCGUUUAGAAGCCUUCUGCUAGUGCCAGAAGAUAAGGCAAAAACCAAGACUGUGCAGGGUCUAUGUAGCAAUUAUUAGGACAGUAAAUAAUUCCCGUUCUAACUUUGCCCUUGUCACAAAGGGAGACUUCAAAGUGCUCAAGAUAAAAGGGAAUUCAGGAUGUCACUGACCCGGGGAGUGGGGGGAGGGUCAAGUCUAAGGGUGUGUUUGUCACAGGCAGCAUAGAUCUUUGCUUCUCGGGUCCUCCCAGGCCUCAGACAGUAUAAGGGUCGCAGCAGCCGUUUGAAGUCCCUGGGAACCACAUGUGCAGCGUUUUUAAAAACUCUAUUGAGGAAUAAUUAACAAAUACAUUUGUACAGACUUAAAGUGUACACGUGAUGAUUUGAUAUAUGUACACAUUGCAGGACAAUCACCAAGAGCAAGAUAAUGAACCCAUCCAUCAGCUCACAGUCAACAGUUAACUUUGUUUUCUUUCUGUGGUGGGAAUGCUUAAGAUCUGCUCUCAGUGACUUUCAAGUAAACAAUACCAUAGCGUUAACUAGCCAACAUGCUGUAUGUUAGUUCCUCUGCACUUACUGUUCCUAAUCUGAAAAAUUGUACUUUUGGAUGUAUGCCGCUCCCAUUUUCCCCUGGCCCUUGCAACCACUGUUCUAUUCUCUGUUUCUGUGAAACUGCCCCCCCCCCCCCCAUAGUCCACAUGUAAGUGAUAUCAUACAGCAUUUGUCUUUCUCAGUCUGGCUUAUUUCACUUAGCAAAAUGCCUUCCAGGUUGAUCCAUGUAGUUGCAAACGGCAAGAUUUCCUUCCUUUCUGUGGCUGAAUAAUAUUCCAUUUUCUUUACCCAUUCAUCAGUUGAAGGACACUUUACCUUGUUUCCUCAUCUUAGUUAUUUUGAAUAAUGCUGUACUGAAGGUGGGUGUGCAGAUAUCUCUUUGAGAUACUGAUUUCAAUUCCUUUGGAUAUAUAGACGCAGGGCUGGGAUUGCUGGAUGGUAUGGUAGUUCAAUUUAAAAUUUUUUAAGGAAUCAUACUGUUUUCCAUAAUGGCCAUACCAAUAUACGUUACCACUAACAGCAUAUAAGUGUCCUUCUUCUCCACAUCUUCACCAUCAUUGAUAUCUUUUGUCUUUUUGAUAAUAGCCAUCCUAUUAGAUGAUAUCUCAUUGUGGUUUUGAUUUGCAUUUUUCUGAUGAUUAGUGAUGUUAAGCACCUUUCAAAUACCUUUUGUAUGUCUUUUUUGUGUGUGUGGGGGGGGGGGGGAAUGUCUGUUCAGGUCCUGUGCCCAUUUUUAAAUUGUAUUAUCUGCUUUUUUGCUAUUGUAUGAAUUCUUUGUAUGUUUUGGAUAUAAACCCCUUAUCACAUAUAUGGUUUGCAGAUAUUUUCACCCAUCCUGUAGGUUGCCUUUUCAAUUCAUUGAUUGUUUCCUUGCUAUGCAGAAACUCUUUAGUUUGAUGCUGUUUCACUUGUUUAUUUUAGUUUUUGUGCCUGUACUUUUGAUGUUUUAUCCAAGAAAUUGUUGCCAAGACCUAUGUCAAGGAUCUUUUCUGCUAUGUUUUCCUCUAGGAGUUUUAUGGUUUCAGGUCUUACAUUUAAAUCUUUGAUCUAUUUUGAGUUAAUUUUUGUGAGUGGUGUAAGAUAGGGGUCCAGUUAUACUCUUUUGCAUGUGGAUAUCAGGUUUUCCCAGCACCAUUUAUUGAAGAGGAUAUCAUUUCCCCAUUGUGUGUUCUUGGUGCCCUUGUCAAAAUUUAGUGGACCAUGUAUGUGUGGGUUUUUGUCUGCGCUCUCUAUUCUCUUCCACUGGUUUAUAUGAUGGUUUUUUAUGCCAGUACCACACUAUAGUUUGUAAUAUAGCUUGAAAUCAGAAAGUGUGAUACCUCCAACUUUGUUGUUGUUGUUGCUGUUGUUGUUGUUGUUCUCCUCCUCCUCCUCCUUCUCCUCCUCCUCCUCCUU